CAAUCAAACUUCUCGAGCCAUGGGCAGUCACCAGUCGGCGCCGCAGACGCCAUCCGCGUUCAACUUUUACACGACGGGCGAGCAAGUCGCUUCCGUCUUGGCCGCUGAGGUCCCGCAGAAGGUCGUUCUCAUCACCGGCGCCAACACGGGUCUCGGCCUCGAGACAGCGCGGGUCCUCGCGGCCAAGGGCGCGACCGUCGUCAUCGCCUGUCGCUCCGCCUCCAAGGGCGACGCAGCUGUCGCGUCAAUCGUCGCUGCGCAGCCCGAUGCCAAGGUGUCGUUCCUGGCGCUGGACCUGGCGUCGUUGGCGUCGAUCAAGGCGUUUGCGACUGCGUUCGGCGCCCAGUUUGAGCGGCUGCACGUCCUCAUCAACAACGCCGGCGUCAUGGCCUGUCCCAAGGCGCCAACGACCGACGGUUUUGAGACGCAGUUUGGCGUCAACCACAUGGGUCAUUUCUACUUGACCAAGCUGCUCUUGCCGACGCUCAUCAAGACGGGAACCCCGAGCGCGCCAGCCCGCGUGAUCAAUCUCGCGUCGCUUGCGCAGUACCUCUUUGCGCCCGAGGAGGGGAUUCUGUUUGACGACAUUAACGGCGACAAGUACUACCACCCAUGGGAGCGCUACGGCCACGCCAAGCUCGCCAACGUCCUCUUCGCCAAGGAGCUCAACAAGCGGUAUGCGAGCCAGAACGUCAUUUCUGUCUCGCUGCACCCGGGCUCGAUCCCGAGCUCGGAGCUCUCGCGCUUUGUGGGUCUUGGGAACGCUCUGCGCGCGAUCUCGGGGCUGCGCUCCGGCACGUUGCGCCGGCUGUGUUUCGAAAGCUUCAAGUCGAUCCCACAGGGCGUGGCGACCACGGUCGCGACGGCCCUUCGCCCCGACGUUGUGCCAGGCGCCUACUACUCGGACUGCCAAGUCAGCGACGAACUCCACCCGAAAGCGACAGACGCUGACCUUGCGGCCAAGCUCUGGGAAGUCAGCGAGACGCUCGUCGAGGAGGAGGUGGCCAAGCUGCCGUAGUCUCAGCGAUCUAACUCUCGUUUGAUGUUCUAUUUCUCUUGCUC
Saprolegnia parasitica CBS 223.65 is the source of this 1062-nucleotide messenger RNA. RefSeq lists its product as hypothetical. The transcript has a single exon. NCBI's taxonomy places the organism in Eukaryota, Oomycota, Saprolegniomycetes, Saprolegniales, Saprolegniaceae. The record is from RefSeq and is a predicted model, not a curated record. Bases 20 to 1018 code for a protein of 332 amino acids.